AUGCCAUGUGGCUUGCUGAAGUUUCCAGCCCAGAGGAGACUAGUCCCGAGCAAGCUGAACCAAGUCCCGCUAAUCCUGCCAUCCCAUUGGGUCUACAGUCCAAGUCAGGACAAGCCAAGCUCAAGCGCUUCCCUAUUCCGUCUAACUGCACAUAACAUCCUCCGCCGUGUUCGUGUCAAGCUGGUGCUGCCACUCUCCAUUGUCUCCGAUACGCUACAUUUCGCCAUGCUUCUGCAUCAGUUUCUAGCAGAUGAUGGAUCAGUGCUGUAUCACGCUCUAAGUGGUAUUCCUAACUUUUGUGUUUUACACACCAUGAAAAUGCAACCAAAACAAAAGGCGAGCCCACCAAAAGAACCGCCUUGGGGUUACCGCAAAGCCCUCGUAAACUCACGCAUGAUCUGCUCUACCUCUGGAUUGAACUUCAGCAGGAGACCAGAGCAACGGGUACGUGGCAAAGCGAACCAUCUCGAUGCGUGGCGCUUCAGACCUCGGACUAGGAGUCCAGCUCCCUCACCCGUCCGCCUCUGGUCUGGAACGGAGCCCCCGCCAGCUCGUCUGGAUCCGGCCUGGUCCGGACGCUGCAGAUCAGAAAUGUCUCUGACGCUGCCGCUGGUGCUUGCCAACAAGCCCGAUAUGUUGACAAGCCCAAACUCUGUUUUCUCUAUCUUUCCCAUUCUUCGAGAGGCCCCUCCCCCGUUCUUGUCUUUGUUUGAACUUUCCUUUUCCCUUCGUCCUUCGUCCUCGAAUGAAGUGAUAGGUCGAGUAUCACCAGGAACCUGGUCCGCGGAUAGAUCAGGAUCGCCAUACCGCUGGCGGGAAGAUAACACGGAUCGCGGAUCACCGCACAGAAUGGCAUUCUCUAGCCCCUUGUUGACGGUUUUGGCCCUGGCCUUGCUCCCGGCAUCAACUUUGGCGCAGAAUGAUCCGGUCAACGACUUUUGCCGUCGCUUUGGGCACCAGACCGCUGUCGUCGAUAACAAGCUCUUUAUCGAUGGCGGUCUUGUGAAUUGGAAUCCACUUUCAUCUUUUCCAGCCAACUACUCAAAUACAUGGCUUCUAUACCAAGAUCUGUCUUCAUCUACGGCUUCGGGGAUGCCCCCCCUUUACGCCAAUCUCUCCAAGAAUGGAUCAAUUCCUAACGUCGCCGGCGGUGCCCUUUGGUCUGACAAUGUCAACAAGCGACUCUAUCUGUUUGGCGGGGAACGCAAUGCAGGGGAAUCGCCCAUGCCCUUCAACCUAUACGGCUAUGAUAUCCUGAAUAAUCAAUGGGAUUCUUUCGGCCCAUCUCGUACGGGGGCUUCGAUAUCAAAGGUUAGCUACGGCGCGGGAGUCUCUGUCGAUACGCGCGGCGAAGCAUAUUACUAUGGUGGAUGGUUGAGCAACGCCUCCGUUCCUGGAUGGGGCACUGGUCCGCCAGUCGCAACGACUGGCUUGGUGAGAUACACCAUGGAUACCAAUAGCUUUGCCAACAACACUGGUCCUGACAAUGUACGACGCGCCGAGGGCAGCCUGCAUUACAUCCCCGCUGGAGACGGCGGAAUGCUCAUCUACUUUGGGGGCAUACAGGAUCUGGCUGGCAAUGGAAGUUCUACCAUUGGCCAGCCCAUGGACCAGAUAUUCAUAUACGACGUGCUCAGCAGCAAGUGGUACACGCAGAAAGCCUCAGGUGAUGUUCCUGGAAUGCGACGACGAUUCUGCGCGGGCGUAACUUGGGCAGGAGACCAGUCGUCCUACAAUAUCUACAUGUACGGUGGCGCCAAUGUUCCAGGAGUGCUGGGCGCGGGAUUCGACGAUCUCUACAUCCUCUCGAUCCCAACCUUUACCUGGAUCAAGAUGUACCCCAUCGGCCGCAACGGCACAGGAGACUACCCUCACCAUUCAAUGUCCUGCAACAUCGUACCUGGCCGUGCGCAAAUGAUCAUCUCGGGUGGCACGUUUCCGCUCUCCCAAGACUGCGAUUCACCCGGGCAGUGGGGAACCCACAACGCGGACCUCGGGAAACAGAAUGCCGGCAAGGUUGUCUGGGAGUUAUACAAGCCCAACAAGACAACAUACGCCGUACCGGACGAAGUCAUUGCCGUAGUAGGAGGCAACGGCAACGGCGGCGCUACAAAGACUGCACCGGCGGCUGGUUUCGACUACACCGACGUCAGCCUCCUCAUCACGCUCACGGCCAGUAUUCCGAGCCGUACGCCGACGAGAGAUGUCGGCAGUACCGGUACUCCUGCUCCCACAGGAGGCCUAUCUACAGGUGCCAUCAUUGGCAUCGCGAUAGGAGCUGCAGUUCUAGUCGGCGCCAUCGCCUUGGGAUGCUUCUUCCUGGUCCGUAAGCGUCGGUCAGACCGAUUCCACACCGGAGCAUCGCCGCCAGGACCAAGCCACGUAUAUCACGCCCAGAGCAUGUCAGAAGCGUGGUCACCACCCGCGUCAUCGCCUUACUCACCACCAUACGGACCUUCUCCAUUCACGCCUCCUCCCCUGUCCGCACAUCCGCAAUCACCGCAUCCAAUGUCCGCGCACACGAUGCCGCCGCACAUGGGCCCGCCGGUAGAGCUACCUUCCGAGCCGUCAUACACGACUACACCAGCGGCUCUCGCGGGCACGACGACGCUCACAAACAUAUCGUCCACGGCGUCGUACCCGCCGCAGCAGGCGUACUUCCCUGAGACGACGACGCUGCUAAAUCAGCCGCAGUACGACGCCCACGGCAACAUGUGGAUGCCGCAGGUGAGCAUGGUGCAGGUCGCCACCGGGGUGAGCCCGCCGUUGCCCGAGUACACGCCGGCGAGGGGCGACCAGAAGACACCGCAGCCGACGGCGGCCGAGGUACGGCACGAGCCGCCGCCGCAGGAGCCGCAGGAGCUCAGUGCGGACCCGGAUGACCGUGCGGAGAUGAGUACGAGGCAGGAACAUCAGACGUACUAUAACAGAUGA
Messenger RNA from Colletotrichum paranaense, 2934 nucleotides. Its product is annotated as cell wall anchored protein. Bases 1 to 2934 code for a protein of 977 amino acids. The record is from RefSeq and is a predicted model, not a curated record. Lineage: Eukaryota; Fungi; Ascomycota; Sordariomycetes; Glomerellales; Glomerellaceae. The transcript is spliced from 6 exons. Gene Ontology annotation, molecular function: protein binding.